Molecule: messenger RNA, 1750 nt
Organism: Zootermopsis nevadensis
Lineage: Eukaryota; Metazoa; Arthropoda; Insecta; Blattodea; Termopsidae
Source: RefSeq, a predicted model, not a curated record
ACGAGGAAUGAUACAGCUCUUCGGAUGCUUCGGAUGUCUGUUCCGAUUAAGAAUACUGACAUGAAUAAUGCUCUGAGUUAAAUAUUUAUGUAUUAAUGUUGUGUUUUCGAAAGUAGAGUAGCUUUUAUAAUUAUAUUUGUAUUGUAGUGAUAUUUGUUUCUACUAACUUGACUUGAAUGCAUUAUUUUCCCGUAUUUAGAGGCGUAUUUCGCCCUUUUUACACAUAAAACUACUUAAUAUUUAUUACAAACUAAUGUAUCACACUUUUUGCUGUCAGAAUUUUCAUUUUCAAUAUUCAGAUUAAAAAAAAUCAAAUUUCGAUUUUUUCCGGCUAGAAUCGUAAUCUAUCCCACUGUGCGCCGUGAGAUUUCAUGACAAUGAACAAAUAACAAAAGACAAAUAGCCAUAUAACAAUGCGGGUUUCUGCAACAAAGGGGAUAAAACGUUUCACAUACGAACUGACGUCUAUUGUGUCCUUAUUUUACAUGAUAAUCAGCCACGUCGGUAAAUAAUCAUAUCUGAAAUAUUUGCUGUGCAUCAAGAGAAUUAAUCUGUGGACUGUAAAACCGCCGCCGUCGUCCAACCUCAACACCGCGUCACAGAAGAAUAACACUCAUCGAAUACCUUCAAAACCAGUGGUGAUUAUAGUAACAGUCACCUAGGAUGCAGCGAUGAGGAGGGAAGCGGAUUCGGAUGGAUGAUCCUCCACCACCAGAAUAUGAGUCACCAAUGACACCACUAGAUGGAAGUGGGACAGAAUUGCAGGAGCCAUACACCUCUUACACCCCCUACAGCAAUCAGCCUGCCACCCCGCUGCAUACAGGGUCUGAUAUGUAUGGUAAUAGUGAAUACAGUGAAGCAGCAACAAACGCUUUCCAGCUAUGAUCAGACAGGCCAGUAUGGUUACCAGAGUCCGUGUAACAUGUGCACGUGUGUGUGCGGCAGCAUCUGCUGCUGCCCCACCUCCAGCCCCUCCUCCAGCUGCCCCUCAUCGCCAGUGACAACUUCAGUAGUUACCGUACGGCGAGGCGAUCUGUCAGUGGAAGAGCCAAAACAACGACGCCCUGGAAGAAGACCCAUUUCAGAGUUGAUGGCUGAGGAUGAGAACAGCUGUAUUACAUUAUCAGAUAAGGGAAAUGGCUACUCCACAGGAGAAGGCAGAAUGUGUAUCCUGGUUUAUCGACAGAAGAUCAGAUAUGCAGGUGCAGCGCAAGUUAAAAUAUUUGUGAUCAGUAUCUGUCAAUAAUUUAAUUAGUAUUUUAAAUAUAAUGACAUAAGUUAUGACAUAAGUUAUGAGAUCGUGCGAGUGCAAAUGGGAAUAUGUAAUGUUAUUACACCGAGGUCCUAUUCGGUGUUAUCCAAGACCCAAGAGGAUGAAUAUUUUGAAGGAUCUGGACGAGCAUAUUAAUAGUACUGAAUACCCAACACAUACAAUUGCACAAUACAAUUUCUGCACUGACUUCUUUGACUAUGACUCCUAUUUGCUGUCUGGUUAUUUUAAAAAGAUACUGCAAGCUUGUAAACGAAUCACCAGUAGCAUAAAAACACUUCAGCUGACAUGCCAAAAAUAAUUCUGUUCGUGACCAAAGAAGUUCACAAUCUACACUUUAAAAAUACCAACUGAAGUCGCUUACCUCAACAUGCUCUCUCUUCUUGGCACUAGGUUUCCUGUCACCCACAGGAGUGCCAGGUUUCUGGUUUUGUUUCUCCUUAUUUGUUCCUUCCCUCGUUUCCCCAUUAUCCUCAAAGU